Molecule: messenger RNA, 3552 nt
Organism: Salvelinus namaycush (lake trout)
Lineage: Eukaryota; Metazoa; Chordata; Actinopteri; Salmoniformes; Salmonidae
Product: transcription factor RFX4-like
Exons: 18
Coding region: 44-2254 (736 amino acids)
Biological process (GO): regulation of transcription by RNA polymerase II
Molecular function (GO): RNA polymerase II cis-regulatory region sequence-specific DNA binding; DNA-binding transcription factor activity, RNA polymerase II-specific
Source: RefSeq, a predicted model, not a curated record
GACAUUUUCUUGGAGGAGCCAGUUUGCCAUUGAUGGGAAGAGGAUGCAUUGUGGGCUGCUGGAGGAGCCUGAUAUGGAUUCCACAGAGAGCUGGAUUGAAAGAUGCCUCAACGAGAGCGAGAGCAAGCGGUAUUCCAGUCACACGUCCCUGGGGAAUACGUCCAAUGACGAAAAUGAGGAGAAAGAAAACAACAGGGCUUCUAAACCCCAUUCAACACCAGCUACCCUACAAUGGCUGGAGGAGAACUAUGAGAUUGCAGAAGGGGUUUGUAUCCCCCGCAGUGCUCUCUAUAUGCACUACCUGGACUUUUGUGAGAAGCACGACACACAGCCUGUCAACGCCGCCAGCUUUGGGAAGAUUAUUAGACAACAGUUUCCACAACUGACCACAAGAAGACUGGGCACCAGGGGCCAGUCAAAGUACCACUACUAUGGUAUCGCUGUGAAGGAGAGCUCCCAGUACUACGAUGUGAUGUACUCCAAGAAGGGGGCGGCGUGGGUGAACGAGACAGGCAAGAAGGAGGUCAUCAAGCAGACAGUGGCGUAUUCACCACGCUCCAAACUGGGGACGCUCCUGCCAGAGUUUCCAAAUGUCAAAGACUUAAAUCUGCCCGCCAGUCUGCCAGAGGAGAAGGUGUCAACGUUCAUCAUGAUGUACAGAACUCACUGCCAGAGGAUACUGGACACAGUAAUACGCGCCAACUUUGAUGAGGUCCAGAGCUUCCUGCUGCACUUUUGGCAGGGCAUGCCCCCGCACAUGCUCCCUGUCCUGGGCUCCUCCACUGUGGUCAACAUCGUGGGCGUCUGUGACUCCAUUCUUUACAAGGCCAUCUCUGGGGUUCUUAUGCCCACCGUCCUGCAAGCACUGCCUGAUAGUUUGACCCAGGUGAUCCGGAAGUUUGCCAAACAGCUGGAUGAGUGGCUUAAAGUAGCACUUCACGACCUGCCUGAAAACCUGAGGAAUAUCAAAUUUGAAUUAUCUAGAAGAUUUUCUCAAGUUCUCAAGAGGCAGACAUCUUUGAACCAUCUAUGUCAGGCGUCACGGACGGUGAUCCACAGUGCAGACAUCACCUUUCAGAUGAUGGAGGACUGGCGGAACGUGGACCUGAACAGCAUCACCAAGCAGACACUUUACACCAUGGAGGACACAUGGGAGGAGCACCGGCGGCUCAUCAUCAACUUGUACCAGGAGUUUGACCGUCUGUUGGAGGAGCAGUCUCCUAUAGAGGCCUACAUCGAGUGGCUGGACUCCAUGGUGGACCGCUGUGUUGUCAAGGUGGCAGGAAAGAGGCCCGGGUGCCUGAAGAAGGUGGCCCAACAGUUCCUGCUCAUGUGGUCGUGCUUCGGGACCCGAGUCAUCCGGGAUAUGACCCUCCACAGUGCGCCUAGCUUCGGCUCGUUCCACCUGAUCCACCUGAUGUUUGAUGACUAUGUGUUGUACCUGCUGGAGUCCCUGCACUGCCAGGAGAGGGCCAACGAGCUCAUGAGGGCCAUGAAGGCAGAGGGCAGCACAGCUGAACAAGAGGAAGAGAUGAUGCUGACAGAGACCACGCCCACCUCCACGUCCCCAGGGCCAUUUUCCCCACCGAAGUCUGUCACCUCAGUUGGGGUUCCAGCCGCAAGCUCUCCCACCGCUGCCCAGUCCCCAGAGUACACAGGGGCCACAGCCACCACAGGCGCUGUUCAGUCAUAUACCUGGUCCCUUACGUACACAGUGACAACGUCAGGCGGCACUCCUCCCGAGGGCGGACAGCAGCAGCCCUGCAUGCGCAGCGGUGCACCCGUGCCCCCUCCCUCCUCCACCCAUCGACUGCCAGUCUACGCCCACAGGGACGAGCACGGGUUUACUGGGAGCUAUAACUACGGGAGCUACUCUAACCAGCACCCCCACUCCAUCCAGAGCCAGUACCCCAGUCUGGCCCACGAACCAGGCAUCCCUGCCCCCCUCCACUAUCCCGCCUACCACCGCACCUCUGCACAGUACCCGCUCAAUAGCCAGAUGUCUCGGAUGGAGCCAUGCUUGAUGGGAGGUGCUCCUCGGCUGCACCCUACGCCCGUGGCCCCACGGUGGGCGGAUGUCUCCCCAGCCAACAGCUGUUACACCAGUCCCCCUAUGCACUCCUCCCGCUACGCCGCCUCUGGAGACAUGUACUCCCCCCUGGCCCCUCGCAGGAACUCUGAGUACGAACACUCACAACACUUUCCCGGCUUCGCUUACAUCAAUGGAGAGGCCACCACAGGCUGGGCCAAGUAGGCUUCCUAUUCAGCCCUCAGAGAGCGGAGCUGUCCUGGGCACAGUCAUGCCCAUGCAGCCUGCCAAGCCUAUGGAUGCAAACGUCCCACUGCCUUUCCCCAACACGACCCAGAGGCACCUAAUCAGGAGUAUCAGUGUAAUGGUAGGGGAGAGAGGCUGGAGAGUAGCAAAACUGGGUAACCUUGUUAACUUGAUCCGCAGGCCACAGCACAGACAAACAAGAUUCAGGACUUCUUCUCACAUUACACAAUCAGAAUAUUGUGGCGUAGGCCUAGUCUGUUGAAGGCAAUAAUCGCCUCAAUGGUGGUGCUGUUUGUUGUUUGCAGAAAAUGGCUGUGCAAACCCUUUGGGAUUAUAGAAACAGAGGCAGUCGGAAGAAUCUCACGUGGAAGUGUGCAGUGUGAGACUGCCCAGCUGUGCCUUUUCAAUUAAUGAACACCCAUCCUUGCCCGGCAACCUGCCAAGUCAACAAACACUGAUCAUCACCCCUCCCUCCCUGUACUGGGACACUAAUGUACGCAACUCUGUUUACGUUGUAUACUGUGGCUGACGUCAGUACAGUAUCUUAACGAUGCACACCAUUUUCUCUUGGUCAACACUUACUCAGAGUAGGCCUCUGAGACAUUGUCCAGAAGACAUGCUAACCUAGUUCACGGAAAAUGAACAUGAAUGUUUCUUAUGUGAUAAGUUAAGGUUGUCGCUCCGUUUGUCUGUUUUCUUCCGUUUGGUGCCUAAUGAAUACAACCCAGGAUGGAUUGCCUUAAUGUUUCACCACUGGAGCCCAGUCAUGUCAAUUGGCAUACAGCCAAAAAACUAUGAGAGAAGUUUAUGGCUGAGACAAAGCUAAACAUGUGGAGAGCCUUUAUUAGCUUGUCAGUUUCACAUGAAUAGUUUUUUUUAAUGAUCGAGUGCUGUGCCUCAGCCAGAUAAUUUGUGUGCUGUGUCACAACCUCUGUUGCUGUAUUUGUGGGAGGAGGAAGACACUAUAGAUAUAUUCUCUGUAACUUUGUAACAUUGUGUUCUUUUUUGUUUUCUGUGUUACAGUUGGUAUUUUGUUUUCGUUUUUUUAUGGAUAUAGUCAAGGAAACAUUAACCUAGUUGUGUGUGUUUUAUAAUGCACUCAAAGCUACUGUGGACCUAUUACCCUAUGGGUAGGAAUAAAAAGGAACAAAUAUCAAAGUGUAACACACAUGAACUAUAGUCACUUUUUUCUGUAAAUACAAGCACUCGACAACUUCAGUGGUGACAACUGUUACAGUUUAAACUGAUAUGUAUGUGGAAUUAUUUGUUGCCACAUA